Messenger RNA from Ectocarpus sp. CCAP 1310/34, 5926 nucleotides. The record is from the annotation of a GenBank genome assembly. Lineage: Eukaryota; Phaeophyceae; Ectocarpales; Ectocarpaceae.
AUGUCGAGAUGCGGCGCAAUUUGUAGGAUUCCCCCACGGGAAUGUCGAAUUCAGCCAAUCCUGUUCUGGGUGGCAGCUGGGUGGUCUAGGGUGCAGGUGUGUGGGUACGGACACCUUCUCCCUCCCCUUUGCCCUGCCAAGCUGAAGCACAAGCCACGAGUGACCCUGGCGUACUCGGUCAACGGCCACACAAUGGCCGAUGAGCCGGCAGGAGGGGUGCAAGCGGAGGGGGAGUCUCUGGAGCAGAUGCUGGAUGACGGACUCAAUGAGAUCCUGAACUCACACGAACCGUGCGCUACCCCAGCAGCGGGCGGUAUGCAGGACACAGGGGUUCGAGGUGCGAUGGCUGAUACAAUGGCUGAUGCGAAGCACUCCGUCCACACGCAGUCAGCACACUUCGUCAGCAUCUUUUUCUUCUACGCUUACGGAAACACUCCACCGACGGACCUUCUGCAGCAUAUCCCCCAUGAUGCGCCGCAUGCAGAGAUCCUCAGCCUUGGCUGUGGCGACCUUCGUGACUUCCUCUACUCGGUCCUUCUUCAUGGGAGACGCGGCGUGAGCUGCGGGCCCGUCCCACGCCGCUUUUCGUUCAUGAUGAACGAUUGGGAGCCCGCGAUCCACGCCAGGAACCUCAUGCUGCUACAGAUGUUUCUCGAUGCUCGGGAUAUUCUGGAGUCGUCGGGGUCGACCACUAAGAAGAAGAGCGGCACGAAGAAACCAUCAUCCCGGGGGGGCAACUCUCGUGGCCAUGGUCCGGGCCCCGGCUCGAGCGCCGUCGCCUUCGCCCAGAGGAUCGGAGUGAUCUUCAGCUCGAUGUACAAUUCGUUUGUCGACGCGGAAGUGUUGGAGAUGAUCGAAAGCGUGGCUCGCAGACUUGCAGCGGCGGCGGAAUCUCCGAGCACUUGGGCCUCUGCCGAGCUCGGGCAACUCGUUCGGUUCGCGGACGAUCGCAGCCAAAAGCGUAUUCUCAAGAUCUUGGCCGCGUACGCCGACGGGAGCCUGCAGCGCGAGGGCGAGGCUGCCCGCGUGAAGCGGGAACGUGCUGCCGUCAUCGGCACCUACUGCCCGCCCACGGACGACCUCAGCAUCCACUCUCGGGCAAUGGGCCUAGCGUCGUUUCGACAAGGCGACUGCAUGAAUCCGUACGCUGAGAUGAGACGUGAAUUCCUGAAGAAAGGUGUUCUCGAUCCUUUCCCGUUGCUGCUGGAGGAUGGGGUAGAAUCCGGGAAGCAACGAGGUGGCUUCGACCUCGUCAACCCUCUCCUGCUGGUGACGGAGACAAAAGGCAUGGCCUACUCGCUGCACUACGGGGCGUUUCCUCUCGAUGCCUUCCAUACCGACGUCUGUUGGUGGAAGCUGCAGCCCGAGAAUCUUCAAGGCGAGUUCGGCAAGGUUGCGCCCAAGGUCACCAAACCCCAAGGCUUCAACUUGGCCGGCUCCGGGGCAACACAGGCCCCUUUCAGCUUUAAGCCUACCGCCAAAACCCAGCGUGAUACGCAGAACGUCUGGUUCGUCACCGCUCUGGAAGAGCUCGCGCAGAUGUGCGGCGCAUUCGUGCAGGCUACUGCGAAGCUGAGCAUUAUCAUCCAUGUUGGCGACGCCCUGAACUGCUGCGACGCGCUGCUGGCGGCGUCUGCGGCGCUUUCGUCGGCCCGGUCGAGAGAGGAGAACGCGGUCACAGCUCCGAAAGACGUGUUUCCGCCCGUCUUUUGUCAGCAAGGAACCCUGCAGCAAGUGCAGCUACGGGCGGACGCGCUCAUGACGCCAUCCGGAUUCUUCGAGUUCGAUGUCAUCAACACGAGCAACCUGGCCGAUCAUCUUGGUGUGGUCAACCUGCUGGUGGCUACGGCGCCGCUCUUGAAGACGACGGCCCAUGCUGUCUUGCUCACGAGCUUCAUGGCUGCUUUGCAAAACCUCCAUAUGUACAAAAACACGUCAGAAUUCCACGAGAAGUAUUUGUGCAUGGAUUCCCAUGCCUCGUCACUUCUUCUAGGUGAGCCAACCGCUUUGAAGUCAACGGAAGCACGUCCUGUGAAUGGUGUCGUGCCGGCGUCAAGUCUUUCGUCGGUGGUGGGCCACCAGGAUGCGAAUGCAACUUUCUUCGGGAUGAUAAACGCGGCGACGAAAACGUCGGCAGUAGGGCCUGGUGGGGUGCCGAGUCUCCUGCGGUUGGCCUGGAGGCGCCCCGCUCAAGCUUUCGCACAAGCGGCCGUGCACACGACAGCAUCUCCACCGACCAGCAUCAAUAUUUCCCCGAGCGACUUUGUCAGCCUUGUACUUCCUGUGUACAAGGCGAUGUUCGCCAACGUGGACCUGCUCCGGUCGAGAGGGCGGGAAGAAUCCAUCCGUGCGUUGACAACACCCGCGCAUUACACGUCUGUGUCGUUCAUUCGACUAUUGGCGUUGGCUGGCCGACAACUGCGGCUCGACACCAGGCACUUCGAAGCAGCGCUAAAGGCGAUGAUAGUUGGUAGCGGCCUGAUCAUGGCUUCCAACAUGAUGCAGGAGCAGAUGGCGUUGUUCCAUGCGAUGGAUCUCGUUCCCAUCCGCCCAUCCCCCAACGAGCCGGGCGCUCCGCUUGACACGCGUCGGGUGGUGUUACUUGUUCCGCACAGCGGGCUCAUGCUCCUCCGCGCCUUUUCCCUGCCCGAGAUAUACUUGUCGCUGGCUGGGACGCGGGGGACGUUUGACAACCACUUUUCCAGCCUCCACAUGGCUUUCGUCCGGGUGCGUCGCGGCCGAAGCGGCGGCGGCAGCAGGGAUGGGGGCAACGACAACGGCUGGCGUUCUCUCAGCGACCACCUGUGCGUGCGCGAUACACGAUCGGACGACCCUGCCGCGGAGCUCAUGAUCUCCGCCCUGGUUCCCUCUUUUGCUUUCUCUUUGGCGCCGCUGUCGGAGACUGAAGUGCGGCUUCGACCUCGAGACAGCGUUGAAAUGAUGAGGGCGCCCAAGGAUGUCAUGAACAAGAUGGGGGGCAUGCUGUGGAAGUGCUUCUUUAGAGCAAACCUGACCGACAAGGACAGGACGGCCAUCCUUACUCCCGGAGGGGAUGACCCGUUCGGCGAGAGCGGCGGCGGUUCCAGUAUUGAUGUGCCUCUGGCCUGCCCAAAGACGGCUGUGACGGAUCGGCUCCAGGAGGCUCCUUCCUCAACUCCAUCGACCAAGUCCGAGCCGGUUUUGCUCCACCGCAUCGUCGACGGCAAGUCGACCGUUGACCGCUCUGUCGAGUUGAUCUGCAAUGGCCCAGCUGGAAAGACGGGAGACGCCCACUUCGUGUACAGAAUCAAGUUCAUCAUGAUGACCGACCUUGCGCGGGAAGCUCUGACUUCAGCGACCCCGGCGGUGGCGGAGUCACUGGACCCAUGCUGCGUGCGUGUCACGCUCGGGAAGGGGCUACUCACGCUCGUGACUUACCUUCCCUUUCCGGUCAACAGGAACGCUGUCGACAUGAAGUUCAGCAGGCGCCAGGGUUUCGUCCUCUUCACCGUCCCGCCGCUCGGAGGUUCUCUCCACAUCCCGUCGACGCUGACGGCGUGCGUUACAGAUGGAGGGGGCACGGUGCCAUCGAACAUUUGGUGGCCCCCAUGCGCGCCCCUCUCUUCCCUUCCAAGGCUGGACUUCAACGCCGAAUGGUCGUUUAACAAGGUGAUGGGCGGGAUGUCUUUCACCCACGAAGAGAAGGCCGCACGGAACGACGUCUUCAAGCUUAAAUCUACAGUCGACGCUGCCCUCUUAGGACUAAAGGAGAGUUUCCUGGCCGUCAUAUCAACGGCCAUCACGAGUCACACGGAAAAUGGCAGGGGCUGGAACCGGGCAUGGGCACUCGUUGCGGACCCCGACAACCACAGCGAGCCAGCGAUCUGGAUCUGGGUCAACGAUCUACUCCUGGAUUCCAGCAACGAGGCGCUAGUCAUCGACUGCUGCGUUCUGCCCGUGGCGUGCGUGGGUGAUGCGCUCUCCCUCAAGCUUCGACGUUCCGCGCAAUUUGGAUCCUGUGCCCAGGGUGGCCCAAUUCUUACCUGCAAGGCAUACGCUGGAGAAAUCAAGUUGUGGCUGUCUCUGCUUCCUGUGGCUGUGGAGCGCGCCCGCGAGUCGUACGCUCACGCAGGGGACUGUACCUACUCGCGGACAUGUCAUAAUUCUGCUCCGGUUCUGUGCAAGUGCGGCAUGGGGAAGGACCUACCCCCAGCGUUCGUGAAGGCUUUGAAGUCCGGCAACGUCAACGGGGAGACGUGUUUCUACAGGGCAGCUCUGUCUCCACUCUAUGUCCCUCAAGGGAUGGAUGGCGUAUCGCCAAUUCCACCGCCUUCGACGACAGCCCCCGCCCCUCAGCAGAAGAAGUCGACCACGCAAUCUUCCGCAUCGCAGGCAAAAAAUGCCUCGACAUAUUCCGCACCGCAGACGAAAAAAAAUGCCAGGAUGACUGUCGCUCCUGGUUCGGCGGGAUGCUCCAACUGCGGAAAGGAUGGCUCUCUGAGGCCGUGCUCUCGCUGCCACCAGGUGCGCUAUUGCUCAAGGGACUGCCAGCGCCAGCACUGGAAGGAUCAUAAGCGUGAUUGUGGGUAAGGAGAGCUUUCGGUCGAUAGAUCGAAGCCUGCUGCAUCAGGUGGUGAAGUACGCAGGGACCGGUGAUGAAAUACGCAGGGCCCACGGUACAAGGGAUCAGUUUCCGGAUCGUACGCGGGAACUCUUAUUUGGGUUGCUAGGUCUUCAGGCACGGUCGGAUGUUGGCGGCACCCUUUGUGAGAGUGACUCAUCCUCAAGUAAUGCGAAACGUGCAAUGUGCUGCGAAAUCCAGUGAAUGCAGCCUACGAGAGCAGGGGCAGUGUUGAUUCCCAAGCUGCUGAUCUUUCGGCUAGACGGGAGCUGUGAUGAGGCAGAUGGUGAAGGAUCGCACGAAGUCAUGCUAGCGUGGUUUUGGAUUUUUCAUUUCAUACAAGGUUGGGUGGAGAGACAGCGGUUGCACAGCAUUCGCGGGAGGGGGUGGAAGAGGUGCUGUGUUCCGAUUUCUGCAGUCCGUUGACUGAAGCUGAACGGAACAAUUUGCCGAUUGUGCAACCUCGGGGUAUUGUGAAAAAGCGUGGGACGGAUUCACCAAGGGGCACAUGCUCUACCGAGUUCGUCUAACUCGCUGGCGCGUGGCGGAGCUUUACGCUUCUCCCCCGUUCACAUGUGUGAUUGGAAAGUACUCCUUAGCAUAGUAGCGGCGCGUAGUGAUGAAAGACUACAGUUGGACACCGUGUACCGCCACAUGAUUUGUGAACUUGAUGGUGUUCGCCCAUCUAUUUGAUUGAGCGCACCCUCCUACACAUCCCGGGCGCAGGUCGGAUUUGCACGGCCAACUACAACAACAGCCGUGCGAUCAACACUCACUCGUUGGGUCAUUGCUCCGAUCAUUCGGAAGCUGGACGCGAAUAACGAACAGCAGUAGACUGUGUACGGACCACUUCAAAACUCAAUCAAGGCGGAUAUCAACUCAUUCAUUCUGGCGAACAGGUGUGCGGAGGUUUCUGGUUGGCGCUGCUCGUUGCGGUCGCGAGCAUGGCAACUGGCUGACGUGACUGCUCCAACAGGACAGCGAGAGUGCCGGUUCCUCACCAGCAAGCUGUAUCGAGCCAACUGCCCGACGGCCAUCACUGCUGUAGCAACAGCAGGAGCAACAACAAACCCUCGCGCAAAAUGAGGAGUCAUCGAGGAUGGGAAGUUCCUCGGGGCCCAUCCUGCACGGGGACAGGGAGUCAGUCGCCCUCAGCGGUAUUGAACAGACCGAGUGGGGCAGACACGGAGCAACAUGCUGCAGAUUUAGGACGCGCGAGAUCGAGGAGAAAGGGAAGCGGGCUGGUGGUAUCUGCAGGAGCAGGAGCAGGAGAGGACAGGCCUUCGGAGGAAGAAGGGCAACAUUCGACUACAGCUACGAGUGAGA